UUAUUGUACUGCUUUUAAUCUGAAUUCAAUUCUAUGUUAGUACUGUUAUUUAGUUUGUUCUAAAAACAAAAACCCUAACAUUUCAUUUAGGUAUUUGAAAUGAAAACCAGUUUUUGCUACUAUUUAGUUUCUUCCCGUAGUGGGUAUAGAGUUUAAAUGAAUGUUCUUGUGGACAGAAUAUAGUUUUUAUCAUGGGUUUGAAAAAUAAAAAACUGCAGAAGGGGAAAAAGAACAGUUUGAGUGGUGCAGCAGCAACAGCAACAGAAGCAGGAGAAGAUAGGAUUACCAACUUACCUGACUGCCUUAUUCAUCAUAUACUUUCUUUCCUUCAACUCAAGUAUAUUGUUCGCACUAGCAUAUUAUCUAAAAGAUGGAAUUGCAUUUUCACAUCUAUCCCCAUCAUUGAUUUUUCGGGGUUAGAAGAAAUGAGACCCAAAAUGUUUAUGGACAUUGUGGACAAGAUAUUGCAUCUUCAUGAUAUGUCGAAGAUAGAUAAAUUUUGUCUAGAUUAUUCUGACUACUUGAGACCAUCUAAAGUUAACUUAUGGAUCUAUGCUGCAAUAAAGCGUAAUAUUGAAAAGUUCGAUCUUACAUUGGUUCAAGAAGGAGGAGGACCUAUUCAUAUCCCGUUAUCUCUUUUUACUUGUGAGUCAUUAAUUACUUUGAAGCUAGAUAUAUGUACUCGGAUGUAUCUUCCAAAAUAUAUAUCUUGUCCAAGACUCAAGCACCUUCAACUUUGUGAAGUCGAUUUUAGCGACAAGUACAAUAGUGAGCAACUCUUUUCCAAUUGCCCCGUCCUGGAAGAGUUAGUGCUGCAAGAUUGUGACUGGUGGGGCAUGAGGAAUUUCUGUAUUUCAGCACCUGCACUGAAAAUUUUGAAAAUUUGGGGUGUUAUCGAUCACAGUAGAUGGUAUAAUCCAUAUCGUUUACAAGGUUGUGCUCUAAAAGUUGAUGCUCCAAAUCUGGUAUCUCUCAGCUAUAAAUGUGGUCUUGCAAAGGAAUAUGUUGCAUCUAGCUUUCAGACACUUGUUGACGCAGAUCUUGACUUCAACUUUGUCAAAUAUGCUUGUGAUGCGACAAGGAGGGUAUUAUGAUAGGUCUUGGUGCAGUUGCAAGUAGUUUUCUUCAAGCGCUUUCACAUGUAAAGCGUCUAUCGAUUUCUGAUCGAGUCCUACAGGUUCUGUCCUGUGCAGAAGAUCUCAAAAACCAUUUGCCUACCUUUCAUCAUUUGAAACAGCUGAACGCGGAACGUGAAGCAAGUACUGAUGAAGCACUAAUUGCUUUGCUCAAAUCAGCACCUAAUCUGGAGUCCCUUGUUCUU
Papaver somniferum (opium poppy) is the source of this 1321-nucleotide messenger RNA. Its product is annotated as F-box/LRR-repeat protein At3g59200-like. The record is from RefSeq and is a predicted model, not a curated record. Lineage: Eukaryota; Viridiplantae; Streptophyta; Magnoliopsida; Ranunculales; Papaveraceae. Bases 192 to 1094 code for a protein of 300 amino acids. The transcript is spliced from 2 exons. Gene Ontology annotation, molecular function: protein binding.